UCUUCUGGACUUGGAGAAUGGUGAUGGACCGCCACCAGUGGCCGCUGAUGCUGCUGUCGCUGACCCUGGCAGUCUGUGGCCAGCGUGAGUUCCAUCAGCACCCUGAAACGCUUACCGAACCCAAAAUCGAAAUGCAGUCCGAACCAGUGACCGACACACAGGAGUCAUUUGGUGAAUCCGCCACAGUGCGGGGACCUUUCGUCCGGCUGCCCAAAGUAGUUGGAGGCUAUACGGUGCCCAUUGACCGGGUGCCCUUCCUGGUGUCCGUGCGCAGGCGCCUCAUUCACGAGAAUCAGUUUGGACAGGGCCAUGUCUGCGGUGGAGCAAUCAUCUCCCAGCGUUUGGUCUGCUCCGCUGCCCACUGCUAUAACAUCAAUAACACGGAACCGCAUACGUAUCACAGACCCGAGCUAUUCGUGGUCUUGGCCGGGAUGAGUGUCAUCGAUCAGAGGGACAGAGCCACUCAGGAGUACCAUGUCCAGCAGAUUAUUGGCCAUGAGCAUUACGAUUCCUUAACGCUGGCGAAUGACAUUGCGCUGCUGUUCCUAAAUGGGUACAUACCAUGGGGAUCGAAGGUGGUGCGAGCGGUGCCGCUGGUCAUCGACCCGCCACCCACUGGCACCUCCUGCCUCAUCCAUGGCUGGGGCAAGCCCAGAAAGUGGGACACAACCUUAACCCUGCAGCAGGCCCCAGUGCCCAUACUGAAGAGGGAACUAUGCCGUUUCAUCUACAAACAGCCCGAGUCCCAGAUGUGUGCCGGCUUCCUGCAGGGCGGCAUCGAUGCCUGCCAGGGUGACUCCGGUGGACCAUUGGUCUGCAAUGGCUACCUCGCUGGGAUUAUCUCAUGGGGUGUGGGCUGUGCCGAUCCUGGCUUCCCUGGUGUCUAUACCAAUGUGUCAAAGUUUGUGGAUUGGAUACGUGUGGUGAACUUCUCGCUGGACUACAGCACCUACCUAGAUAUGAGGCUUAUUAGUGGACAGUCAGGCAGAUCCCACAAUUGUGGCCCUCUGGCUCUUGUUAUUCUCAACAUCAUCAUCAUCAUGGUGGUCGGCCUUCUGUGACACAAUAAAUCGGUUGCUUUGUCUGUUGUUCCAACAACUAUAUAUGUA
Messenger RNA from Drosophila serrata, 1109 nucleotides. RefSeq names its product trypsin. Gene Ontology annotation, biological process: proteolysis. Lineage: Eukaryota; Metazoa; Arthropoda; Insecta; Diptera; Drosophilidae. Gene Ontology annotation, molecular function: serine-type endopeptidase activity. The record is from RefSeq and is a predicted model, not a curated record.